ACCCGGCCUAAAGAAGAGAACUUCCCAUUCGAGUCCACAACUGUUUGUCAUGGACCCGCCGCCGGUGCCAAGCCCAUUCCGCCGCCGCCGCCUCGGCGACGCCGGCGACGAGCCAUCGCCGGUGUCCAUCCUCCCCGACGACGUACUGGCCGAGAUCCUCCACAUCCUCCCGCCUGACCCCUCCUCCCUCCCCUGCCUCUCCCUGGUCUGCAAGCGCUGGCGCCGCCUCGUCUCCGACCCGGCCUUCCACCGCCGCUUCCACUCCCACGCCCGCCGCCGCCGAGCUCCCCUCCUCGGCUUCUUCCACAACUCCUUCAACGUCCCCUGCUUCGUCCCCACCGGGCGAGCCCCCGACCGCGUCCCCGCCGAGGCCUUCUCCCUCCGCCGCCACCCCGGCCGCUGGCUCUUCCUCGGCUGCCGCGGCGGGCGCGCGCUCCUCGCCUCGCCGUUCUCGGUGUGCCGCCUCCUCAUGGUCUGGGACCCACUCUCCGGCGAGCCUUGCUCCGCGGCGCCGCCUUGCUCUGCGACGCUGGCGAGUGCCACCGCCCCACCCCAUUCCGCGUGGUCUUCGCCUUCAUCGACCAGCGCCGCCGCCCCUGCGCCUGCGUCUACUCCUCGCUUUCCGGCGAAUGGGGCGAGGUGGUCUGUGGGAGGACGGUGAUCCCCCACGAUUUGGAUUUGGGAUUAGGGCUUAGACAUCUUGAUGAAUCCAUCUCGGGGGAAAAGAUUUCUGCCAUUGACAUGAAGCCUCCUGUUCUUGUUGGGAAUGUUCUCUACUGGCUGCUCGUGGAGAACUGCAUCCUUGAGUUCAACAUGGAUGCCAAGAGCUUGGCUGUGAAUGUGGUUUCUGGCCCAGAUCUUAUGUAUUUUCCGGCUCCGAAUUGGAGUCUGCAGAUUAUGCUGGCUGAGGGUGGUAGCAAGCUUGGCUUCGGCGCAGUGAAAUUUUUGUACCUCAAGCUGUGGGUGCGCAAGAGUGACUCGGAUAGCACUGCCAGUUGGGUGAUGAGGAAGAGAAUUAAACUGUGCAUGUUCAUUCCUCCUCCUCAUCCACCAUUGCGGCAAUUGGAGGCGCUUUUUGAUCGAUUGAUAGCGUGGUCUGGGCUACUUGGUUUUACUGAGGAUGGUAGUGUGGCAUUUCUACAGACGCCAAAUGGCGUCAUCAUGCUCCAGCUUGAUACUAUGGAGUUCAAGCUGGUGCUCCCUAUGGAGAGGUUGCAUUGGGUUUAUCCCCAUUCAAGCUUCUAUUUGACAGAUGGUUGCAUUAUUUGAGAAAGGCCAGCAAGAUGAUUGGACUUCAAUAUUGAAACAAAGAGAGUAUUUACAUCUUGCUGUGUAAUAUGCUGCCAUGACGACCAUUUUCUAGUAACAUUUCAGCCUCUUGCCAAUAAUAGUCCUGUCGGGAUUGGUAGACAUGUUAUAAGACUGACUCUGAGCAUGUAUAUGAAUGCUUUUGUUAAUCAGUUGUGUGCUCCUCAAAUGCAUGUAUGGUACUUCAACUGCUGGUUUAUAUGAUACUCCUAUCUGAUAGAUCAUCUGAGGCAUUUCAAUUGGGGGAGCAGAGAUUACUGAAUGUGUUUUCCACAAUCUUUUAUAUGGCGUGUAGCAGUGUGAGGUCUCUAUAUGCUGGCACCUGAUAUGUGCCACUUGCACAUGCUGCUGUAAACUUCAGGUGCUCCCCUGGGGAUUAUAAGCUUGAUGUACUUGAUAAUGUUCAUGGCAAUGUAUCAUGUUCUUUUUUACUUGAA
This is a messenger RNA of Oryza sativa Japonica Group (Japanese rice), 1745 nucleotides long. RefSeq lists its product as uncharacterized. Lineage: Eukaryota; Viridiplantae; Streptophyta; Magnoliopsida; Poales; Poaceae. Gene Ontology annotation, molecular function: protein binding. The record is from RefSeq and is a predicted model, not a curated record.